This is a messenger RNA of Chaetura pelagica (chimney swift), 1386 nucleotides long. It is a transcript of the gene TFAP2B, whose product is annotated as transcription factor AP-2 beta (activating enhancer binding protein 2 beta). Bases 1 to 1383 code for a protein of 460 amino acids. Gene Ontology annotation, cellular component: nucleus. Lineage: Eukaryota; Metazoa; Chordata; Aves; Apodiformes; Apodidae. Gene Ontology annotation, molecular function: DNA-binding transcription factor activity, RNA polymerase II-specific; RNA polymerase II transcription regulatory region sequence-specific DNA binding. The transcript is spliced from 7 exons. The record is from RefSeq and is a predicted model, not a curated record. Gene Ontology annotation, biological process: regulation of cell population proliferation; anatomical structure development; regulation of transcription by RNA polymerase II.
AUGCACUCACCUCCUAGAGAACAGCCUGCCAUCAUGCUCUGGAAACUGGUUGAAAAUGUCAAGUAUGAAGAUAUCUACGAGGACCGGCAUGAUGGAGUGCCCAGCCACAGUUCCAGGCUGUCCCAGCUGGGAUCCGUCUCCCAGGGACCCUACUCCAGCGCUCCUCCGCUGUCUCACACCCCAUCCUCGGAUUUCCAGCCGCCUUAUUUCCCACCCCCCUACCAGCCUCUUCCUUACCACCAAAGCCAGGACCCUUACUCCCAUGUCAAUGACCCCUACUCCCUAAACCCCUUGCAUCAACCCCAGCAGCACCCCUGGGGACAGAGGCAGAGGCAAGAGGUGGGAUCAGAAACCGGGUCGCUGCUGCCACAGCCUCGGGCCGCCCUGCCCCAGCUCUCGGGACUGGACCCCAGGCGGGACUACCACUCAGUAAGGAGGCCAGAUGUCCUUCUGCACUCAGCUCACCAUGGCCUUGACUCCGGCAUGGGGGACAGCCUUUCCCUGCAUGGCAUCGGACACCCAGGGAUGGAGGAGGUCCAGUCAGUUGAAGAUGCCAAUAACAGCGCUAUGAACUUAUUGGACCAGUCUGUCAUUAAAAAAGUUCCGGUUCCUCCAAAAUCUGUUACUUCUUUGAUGAUGAAUAAAGAUGGCUUCCUGGGUGGAAUUUCAGUCAAUACCGGAGAGGUGUUUUGCUCUGUACCUGGCCGUUUGUCUUUGCUUAGCUCAACUUCAAAGUAUAAAGUAACUGUGGGAGAAGUUCAAAGACGCCUUUCUCCUCCCGAGUGUCUGAAUGCAUCCCUCCUAGGAGGAGUACUUAGAAGAGCCAAAUCGAAAAACGGGGGGAGAUCUUUGAGAGAAAGACUAGAAAAAAUCGGUUUGAAUUUACCAGCCGGCAGGCGUAAGGCCGCAAAUGUCACUUUACUCACCUCCCUGGUGGAAGGUGAGGCCGUUCAUUUAGCUCGGGAUUUUGGGUACAUCUGCGAAACGGAGUUCCCAGCCAAAGCUGUUUCUGAGUACCUGAACCGACAGCACACGGACCCCAGCGACCUCCACUCCAGGAAAAACAUGCUGCUUGCUACAAAGCAACUUUGUAAAGAAUUUACAGAUCUCUUGGCCCAGGACAGAACGCCCAUUGGAAACAGUCGGCCCACCCCUAUUUUGGAACCGGGCAUUCAGAGCUGCUUGACUCACUUCAGCCUCAUCACUCACGGCUUUGGGGCCCCUGCUAUCUGCGCUGCCCUCACGGCCCUUCAAAACUACCUGACUGAAGCUCUCAAAGGCAUGGACAAGAUGUUCUUGAACAACAACACUGCUAACAGGCACACAUCUGGCGAAGGACCAGGUAGUAAAACUGGAGACAAGGAAGAGAAACACAGAAAAUGAGAG